AGCUGCGUGAUCCCGUUAACUGCGAGCGUUCUGCUCAGAAAGAAAGCGGCUUCCAUUUGAGGAGGAAGCACAUCGAGUAAGCGCGAGUAGUUUAGUAAGCUUCCUGGUAUGGGGUUUCCCUGCACAUCUGCCACCCUAAGACCAUGUGGAUGCUGAGUUCCGUUUUUUUCUCGUGUUGUGCUAUUGUAUUCUCCAACAACGGGUAACCAACAGUGUGAUGUGCCGGCAGUUACCAAUGGGAGCGGAAACCUGAGAGAGGGAUUUUACAAAAAGAUGAAUGAGGAUGAAUGGGAUGAAAUAUUGCAACGCUUUAGAGAAGAAGGCUUGGAUACUGACCUACCAGACAAUCGUAAAUUAUUAUAUGUUUGGAGGUGGCUGGUUGAUGCGGAAACAAACUGCAUAUCCCUCAGACAUCAAUUGGAUAAACUUAGCAGGAGGCAGUCUGAUGAACUUGAAGAAAUCCGGAGCUGCAUGGAACAGAUGUGUAAUUCUUGGGAGGUUAAGGUAUCCAAACUGGAAGAAGAAAAUAAAAGAUUUCAAGAACAGCUGAAUUUUAGUAGCCAAAACUCUGGACGAAUUGUUAGUCAAGAAAUUCGUCAAAUGGUCCUCGAGGAAGGACUCUCUGACAUAGCUGAUCUUGGUGUUAUUGAGCAGUUUGCAUAUCUGCUCGAUGAAAGGACUCGAUUACGAGCAAAAUUAGAGCAGGAAGUUGUUGCUCGUAGGAAAUGUGAACAACUUGCUCGUAUUUCAUCUAAUCUUCCAGAUUGUUUGAAACUGAGUUCACCUUAUAUUCAAAGGAUAUUGGAUCGCCAAAAAGAUGAAUAUGAGGAAGAAAUCAGACAUCAGCAGGAAGCAAUGAAACAUGUGAAAGAACAGCUAAAAAAAGUUCAUGAAGAUGAACUACAAAGGCUGUCUUCAGAGAAUGAACACUUGAAUUCAGAGCUUACUAAAAUUAGCCAAAAGUUACAAGAACUAGUCACACAAACUGCAAGUCAACAAGGGAAAGAUACAUCUUGCCUUCCUUGGGUGCAGCAUAUAUUGGAUGGUACACAUGAUAAAGAAAUGAAGGAACUUAAACAUGAAGUAGAAGAAUUAAAAUCCCUGUGCCAAGACCAACAGAAGCAGAUACGCGACCAGUGUGAAACCAUUCGCAUGUUAGAGCGAACAAAUAAACAGCUAGAAAUUGAUAAUGAGACACUGGCAUUUAAAUUGUCAGAGUCUCUUGCACAGUUUGAUGAACUGGAAGAUCAGCUGAGACGUGAAGCUACUAGAGCAAGAAGGGAAUCGUUGUUUAAACAGUUAGCUGCCAAAGAGUCCACAAAUGCUAAGAAUAACAUUAAUAAGUUUUUGGAUAAUAGGCCUAACACCCAACAGGACCAGGCAUUCGGGGAUCAGGUAAAGCAGCUAAAAGAAGAAUCAACUACUUUAAAGGAGCAGUUAGAGUCUGUUCAGAAACAGUUAGAGAUAAUGUCUUUGAAGUAUCAACAACAUAAAGAACGAUACAGAGAAAAAAUUUAUCGUUUACGUGAUCUUCAAGACCAGGAGCAUAGAGAAUGGAAGGAACGUUUUGAAAGUUGUGAGAAAGAAUUGUCUUUGUUACGUGACAUGUUGGCACGAGAACAGGAGUGGAGGGUUCAAGUGGAAGCAGACUGUCGAAAACUGAAAAAUGAUAAUCAACAACUGAAAAAUGGUAUCUUGGAAAAAGAAAAGUCAGAACGAGAAAAGUCUGUUGACAUUCCUGUCCUUCAGCGAGAAGUAGAGAAGAUAAAAAUGGCAUCAUCCCGUCCUCAGAGUGCCACAACAUCUCCUAGGCGGCACAGUGUAUGGCCUGUAAUGUCUCACCCUAAAAAAUGGUGAAUACUGAUAUUAUCAUUGGAGUAUAGAUUUGUUGUUGUCCAUUAGAUGUCAAAUCAGUUUAGUGAUAGUUGUUUUUAACCUAUGACGAGAACUCUGGAUAUUUUAGAGUGUCAAAAUCUCAUUUUUCAUGUUAUCAAUCUAUGUACAUAUUUUUUCUAAAGAGAGGUAGCAUUAGAAAUGACUUUCAAAUUAUUUAUCUGUUUGCAGAAUUUUUGAUUAUUAAUCUGUUCGUAAUUAUUUUGCUCAAAAAGGAAUAAAGGAGAAUUGUUGGACUAAUUUAUAUUGCCUUCCGUGUAAAUUUGAGGCUAUUUGUAAUUUUUCCUGUAAACCUCUGCUAUUUCUACAUUAAAUUAUUCUUACAAAAUUCAAAUUUUGGAAGUAAAUGUUUCUCGAUAUUAUGUUUUUUAAUACUGCUAAUCUUUGUUAAGUUAGACAUAUAUACUACAAUGAAAAAAGAAUAAUUCUUUUUGACAGAUGAUAAAUUUAAGUUAGGACAUUAUAGGAGACAUUAUAGUUAAACAUUAUAGGGAGAAUUAUUUUCUGUAUACAACAAAAACAUAAUUUUAAAUAAUUCUAAUUUUGUUUGAGAAAUGGGUAAUGAGUGGUAACCUUUUAUCACUGUAAAAAUUCCAUUGAAAAACAAAGCAUAUACCCACUCCAAGAAAAGAGGGGUGGAGAAAUGUUUCUUUUUUAAGUUUUAACCUCAUUUGUGUUCUUUUAUUUUAUAUAUUUCUACAGAAAUAUUUUAUUAUACAUAAUAUAACAGGUUGGAAGUAAAAAUGAUUUAUAUUUGAUAGAAGAAUGCAUUUUAUGGUAAUAGUUUUCAUUUUGUGUAUUAAAAUAUAAAAUAUGAUAAUGCACUUUUUGCCUUUAAACUUCUGUAAUUCACAUAUUGAUAAAUAUUUUUCAUAAUGAGUUCUAGUACAUAAUUCAUUUUGAAUAGUGCUUCAUUAAUAUAUUCAUUAUUACAAUUAGUAUUAUAAAUAUAUAUGCUACAUAGUUCUAAAAUUGAAAAGAAUUUUUUUAAAAAGAAUUUUUAUCUCAAAUUGUACCUUUAUGCACACGAUAUGUAAUAUUUGGAUGACUAAGAUUGAAGUUGUGUACGAAACUUAUAAAGACACAUUGAUUUUUAUUAAAAGCUUCCUUUCAAGGGUGUCUUAGUGAAUUUUGGGUAUUUGUAAAAGUUAUAUAGAGAAAAAAUAAAACUCAUUUUUAUUCAUUUGUUAUUGUUUAAGAACGAGUGGAAUAAAAUACUGAAUGGAAAUUCAAACUAGACCUCUAAAACAUUUUUAACAUCAACUCAUGAACUGAAUAAUGAGUUGUAAAUGGUAUAGGUGAUUUAGUCAGUUUUCAUAUAAUUCUUUUCGUGUUUUGUAUUAUUUAUUUUUCAUUUUUUCCUUGAAAUAUGUUUGAUACACAGUAACUGGAAACUUUAAUUAUUAUCAGCUAUUUGUAGGUAAGGCAAUUAAUCUUUGUUCCCUUUUUGAGCAUUGCAAAUAGGUCUGAUACGAUUGAAGCAUUUCAGAAGCAAAAUCAUGUAUGAAAUAAGAAAAUGCAAAUAAUACCAUAUUUGUAAAUAACUUAAAUAACACACAAUUAUACUUUUGUGGUGUAAUUUAAUUUGAUUUUUCUCUCUUGCGAGAAAUUUCCAGAUGAUAGGGCCCAUCUGAUAGAUAAUCAGAAAUUUUAUUAUUUUUUGUGAUAUAUAGAAGUUCAGUAUAUAUAAACAGUUAAUAUCAUUAGCUAGUGUAAAUAAGUUGAAGUUCCUGUUUUCAUAUAAUUUUAAUUCAUUAUGAUUGAUAAGGUACAAAUGCCAAGUUAACUAUUUAAAUAUUUUUAAUAUUUUCAUUCAGUGAUAUUAUAGGAAGCUGCCUGCCUUAAUGCAUUAUUUUGAGUAAAAUCACAUAUUUAAGUUAUAUAGAUUUCUGAUAUUUUUCCAUUUUUUCCCCAGAAGUUAAAAUUGAGGAUUGCUAAAAUAAAUUCUAAUUUGUGUUUUAAAAUUAAUACUAAUGAAGUUUAUAACUUGGAAUGAUAAAAAAAAAAAAUUUUGUCUCCUAUCCCUUUUCUCACUGUUUUUUUUUUUAGUAACACAAGCUCAAUUUUUUGCUUCUGAAUCAUUAAAAGAAAUAAAGGAAACUUUAUUUUUAUUGUAUAUACUUCAUAUUGUGAUCCUAGUCAUUCCUUUGUCAGCAUUUUAUGUUUUAUGCAAAAUCUAAAUGUAAAUGCAGUUUUUUAUUUCAAUGUACAAAUAAUUAUUAGUAGAUUUUCAAUUGUCAUCCUUAAUUACAAAAUUGUAAGUAAUGGAAAACCAGGUUCAUAUGUUGUAAUUAUGAUUUGUGAAAUUAAAGUUUAUUAUUAUUAUUGCUACUACUAUUACUUUAUAUUUUACAGAAAUUUUUAUUGAUAAUCCUGAAGUGAAAAUACUGACAGAAAGAAUUAAUCUCCUAUCAGUAAAAUUAAUUUGUGUUGUUUGAUUUUUUGCUUUUUUAUAUAUUUAAAACUAUCAUUCCGUGUAGUUUUGAAUCUCUUUAUUAUCUUCUAAAAAUGUGGAGAAUUCUAAAAUGUGCAUAUAAUUGUUUUCCAUUUUUGGAAAAAGAAAAAAUCUUAUUCUAGUCAUUCUUCAGGAGAUUUUUGUGUUUGUUUAAUGUUUUCAUGAGUCACUGUUAACCAUGGCACAGUCUUUUAUUUUAGUUCCUUCUGCAACGCAGAAAUUGUUUUAUACAUAAAUAUAAAGAAUAUUUUAAGUCUGUGGAAGAAUUCUGUACAUUCCUGGUUGCUCAAAUAAAAGUGUAUGUCAGUUGUGUAGUUGU
Messenger RNA from Stegodyphus dumicola, 4667 nucleotides. RefSeq lists its product as uncharacterized. The record is from RefSeq and is a predicted model, not a curated record. NCBI's taxonomy places the organism in Eukaryota, Metazoa, Arthropoda, Arachnida, Araneae, Eresidae.